Molecule: messenger RNA, 738 nt
Organism: Aspergillus melleus
Lineage: Eukaryota; Fungi; Ascomycota; Eurotiomycetes; Eurotiales; Aspergillaceae
Exons: 2
Coding region: 1-738 (245 amino acids)
Source: RefSeq, a predicted model, not a curated record
AUGCUCAUAAAAAGUCAAGGGCCAUCCAUUGUCAUCGACGGCAUGUAUCGAAAACAAGGCUCGGUGUUCGAGGCCUCAAAAUGGCAGAAGUUCUUUGAGCACGCAUCCACCACCGAAGCAGAUCCAGAUUUGAGUCUCUGGUGGGAGCUCUUCGGAGCCAUCAGUUUCAUGCCGGGUAUUCUCAAGGAUAUGAGGCUUCUCUUCACAGGUUUCUCAUCUGCCCCCGAGUACACGAAACGAGCUACAGAGAUCCUUCAACGUACAAGGAACAUGCACUGCGCUUUACAUGAAGGCCAUACGCGCUAUCACCGCAGUCUCCCACAUCUACCGUCCCUCUUCGACCUCCCCGUCUCCGCUGAGUCCUCAGAUCGAGUUCGCCUCCGCGGGUUCUUCCUAUAUGUCAUCAUGUAUAUCAGCCGUGUUCUGGCGACGCUCUCUCCCGACGAAGCUGAGAGGGCGGGCAGCGAAGUUGAGGCGCAAACCUUUGCCACGCAGACUUUACUGAUCGAACGGAUGAGUGCGAAGCUCGAUCCGGCUAUGGCUUGGCAUCUUGAGCAGCGAAAUGACCUGCCUUAUUCGAUUCUGCGAACGGGGGAUGAGUGGUUGACAGACGGAGACCCUGGAAUGUCUUGGGAAGAGCUCAAGACGUUUCUGCAGCAGCGGUGGCUGAGAUGGGAGGAUUCGUGGAGAGACGGAGUGUUGGCAGCAGAGCUGACCGUGACCGAGGUCUUUGAUUGA